Molecule: messenger RNA, 883 nt
Organism: Cutaneotrichosporon oleaginosum
Lineage: Eukaryota; Fungi; Basidiomycota; Tremellomycetes; Trichosporonales; Trichosporonaceae
Source: RefSeq, a predicted model, not a curated record
GGCAGCAAGAUGAUCACUCGUCGAGUUUUCCGCACCCUUUUCCGCACCCAACCUGCCAGAUGCAUACACCUUAUCGACCCUCACGUGAACUUCUAGCGCACAAUGUUGCCUCAAUCGAGUUCCCGGCCCCAAGGAAGCCGGCCGGCGUCCGUGUCCUCGAGUACCCAUGAGGCGUCAUUAAUGUUGCCUUCGAUCGAUCGCCACGCGCCGCGAUCGACCACAGACCGCUGCAGAGAUAUAUGUGCGAUGAUUGCGCGUCUGCCUCGUUCUUGUCUGGUGUCGUCCAUUGUGGGUCGUGCUGGUGCUGUCGUCCAUGUCGGCCGGCAUCAGUCGCGGAGACUUGAUUUGUGCGUCUAUCCAGCCCCACCAGACUCAACAUGGGUACGGCGGGCCGUGACGUCCAGCACCAUGGACCGCAGCGGGACACCGCCAUCGAUCGGAGGAGCCCAGUCAUCCCUCCUCCCAGCAGACGUUCGAAUGGUAAGUGGUACCGCGCCGGAGAGUAGACGAGGGGGGUGGACUGACGAAGAAGGGAACAGCGCAACAGAAAGACAGCGAGACAGAAGUCCAUCAAGACUAGGAGCUCAUCAAGCUGCAGUGGCUGAGAGACAGGACGGGCAAGGAGCCGGGUUAGACGCUCGUGCCCGCCCCACGGAGCCCGCUCGUCGAGCCGCUCAAUGGCAGGGGCACUCACGCGAGCACGCAACGCACCGCCCGCCGAAUGGGAAGCAGCGGCGUCUUGCGCACUCCGGCGGCCCGCGAGACGGGCAGGGCCGCUGACGCGAACAUGUCGGACGUGACGAGUGACGUGUGACGGCGGUGGUGGGUGACGGUGGACGGUGCUGAGGCGUCUGUGAGACGAGGGAGUGGUGCAGUCAGUGAG